Nymphalis io (European peacock) is the source of this 1211-nucleotide messenger RNA. RefSeq lists its product as uncharacterized. NCBI's taxonomy places the organism in Eukaryota, Metazoa, Arthropoda, Insecta, Lepidoptera, Nymphalidae. The transcript is spliced from 2 exons. Bases 49 to 1092 code for a protein of 347 amino acids. The record is from RefSeq and is a predicted model, not a curated record.
UUAAUAUCGAUCGCUUUGGUGUACGUGGAUUUGUAGGUCACACCAAAAAUGAGUGUUAAAACCGCGCCAAAAAUUUCUCAGCGAGAGAAAUUCGAAUUGAUUAAUUCAGAAGUCCGUUCCUUUUAUGAAUAUUGUAAAGAAGCUGGAAUUAGCGAUGAAGAGAUGGACAUCAUAUGUCGCCCUUUGACGAACGCUGUUCGAAAGGCGUCAAUCAAAAGAUGGACCAGGGGAUUCCUUAUUCUUGUAAUGGUACUAGCGAUUGGGUAUACUGUAUGCCAGACAGAUACUUUUCAAUGGCAUGCUACAGCAAUCGCAAGAAUUACACUGAUAAAGGUACUACCCGUCUGGGAUUGGACGCCGUUGUAUUAUAAUAAGUGUCUCAUAGAAAAAUCGCAGCCACAGAAUUUGGAUAAUGAUCUCUUUUCGACGGCUGAUUGUAUUACAUGUGAAGCGAUAAGAAACAUCGCCAGGGUAUCAGAUGCCACCUACAAUGAGGUUUUCAACCACCACUUGCUGAGAGGCGCACCAGUGAUCGUGACCGACGCCUAUUACGAUUGGUCAGUUUCCGAACUGAAUCUCACUAAUUUCAUUAGCAGCGACGACAGACUCCGAGAUUCCGUUCCCUGUAGGAUCCUUACAAACAUACGUAUUGGUAAACAGCCCAUGGACCUAGAAGAAGUGGUGUCCAGAAUCACUAACACAGACAUACCGAGCUGGUUUGUCCACUUCCAGAACUGCGAUAUACGAGCAGUCAAAUCGUUCAGAAUCCUUGCCCCGAGGCCUUAUUUCCUCUCCCCCCACAUUCCUCCUUCACACUUUAAUUGGCUCUUGCUAUCGAAGAACUACGAUACUCAUAGAUUCAAGCAUUUGGAGCUUGAUAUAGGUCUGAUCGUAAUGUCUCAGUUGAGGGGGAAAACCUUCGUCCAAUUACGACCACGAGCUCCCUGUGAGGACAUUUGUUAUACUUUAAACGUUCAGUUGAAUGAGGGGGAAACACUGGUCCUGAGCAACUCCCUGUGGGAGUUGGACUAUUUCCCGGGGAAGGGCGAGAACAUGGCGAUGAUCACCGAGACGGACUGGAUCGAGUCGUAAUAUACGUACUUAUCUGUAGCGGCGGAAUGAUAUUAGCCCUUCGUGUUAUAUUCACGUAGAUUAAAAAGUUAGCACAUUUUGGAAACGGCACUCUUCGUAGUAAAUAUUUUAUAAGCACA